Molecule: messenger RNA, 1871 nt
Organism: Tetranychus urticae (two-spotted spider mite)
Lineage: Eukaryota; Metazoa; Arthropoda; Arachnida; Trombidiformes; Tetranychidae
Product: solute carrier family 60 member 2-like
Biological process (GO): transmembrane transport
Molecular function (GO): D-glucose transmembrane transporter activity
Source: RefSeq, a predicted model, not a curated record
UUUGGGAUUGAUGUUUAACAAUAUACCAAAGCAUCGCAUUAUCAGAAAGAGAACAGUUCAGAACUUCUCCGCCUUAACGAAGUUAACGUUACACGGAGUUGUAUCACAUUUUCAACCAGUUUAUAUUAAAUCAGAUUCUUCUUCAUCUCUUCAUUUAAACUUCGAAUUGAUCAACUGAAAUUACGUUUGUAUCAAAUGCAGAGAUAUAAUAGGUAUAAGACUUAAAAGUAAAGUCCAUAACUUAAAGGUUGAGUGAAAACUGGAAUUAGUUGGAAUUCAUUUCUGCCUCGCUAGACGAUUCCAAUUUAGCUUUACUAACGUCUUAUUAACCGAUUCAACAGAAGACAGAAAUGAACUUCUUUGCAUAUUUACGAUUGUAUAAGAUACAAUUAGUUAAAACGAUAAACUGUUUCAUCACUUUUUUGUGCCUUGGUGGUUGCAGUACGUUACUUGGAUCUUCUUUACUGGACAUUCAAAUACGAGUUAGAAAACCUUUCGAUGUAGUUACUGGCCUAGUUCCUAGUCGGUCAAUUGGUUACAUGAUUGGCGGAGUAGUUGCUGGUUUUCUUGAAGGAAAAAUCGAGCCAAAUUGCGCUAUGGGCUUUGCAGCUCUCUUUGGAUCAAUUGCUAUUGGUUUAGCUCCAUGGUUCACCACAUUCAAUCCAAUCUAUGCGUGUUUCCUUUUUUCCGGAUUCUCCUCAGGAAUACUUGAUAUAUUCUGUAACGCUUACGUUUUCAAUAUUUGGGGUGAUCAAGUGGCAUUUUAUAUACAAAUUUUACACUCAUCUUUUGGCCUUGGUUCACUUUUAACACCUUUGAUUGCUCGAUCUUUUUUGUUGCCAUCAACCAAUGAAAGUCUUUCUGAUGAAGCCAUUUUUGCGCUUUACUCUCCUGACGACGUCAAAGUUCAAUAUGCUUUCAUGAUUAUUGCUGUGACAUUAUUUUGCAUCUCGUUUGGUUAUGCAAUAUUUUAUUUUAUUGACAAAUCCAGAAAGCAAAUUGAAGUACCAAAGGAAGAGCCUGAUAAACAGAAGCCUUGGAAAAAGUAUUUAUGCAUCGGCAUUGCUGGUCUCAUUGCUAACUGCUCUUUUGGUAUUCAAAUGAUUGUUGGUUCCCUGGCUCCAGCAUUUUCAGUCAAAGCUGAUAUUCACAUGACAAAACAAACUGGAGCAGCUUUGGUCUCAGUCUUUUGGAUUUGCUAUACAUUUUAUCGUUAUGUUCACAUUGGUAUUGCCAAGAUAUUCAAAGAACGAAAAAUUUUAUAUUGUAGCUACUUAUUGACUAUUGCCGGUGCUUUAGUGAUGAUUCCUCAUGCUGCUCGUUACUCUGAAUGUACAUGGAUCUCAAUCAUUUUACUCGGAAUCGGCUAUUCACCAACAUUCACAGCUUCUUUGGCCAUUUUACAAGAAUAUUUUUACUUAUCAAAUCGUUUACUCUCAGUCGUCUAUUUUUUUGGUACCGUUGGUGAAUCAAUUCAUCCAUGGAUCUUGACAUUCUUCAUGAACACUAAACCCAUUGCAUUCACGUAUUACCUUGGCAUUAUCUCAGUAGUUCAAGUUUUUGCAUGUUUCAGUCUAAACAUGAUUUGUGAUAAAAUCUUUAAGAAAGAAGAUAGAAGAGAUGUGAGUCGAACAGGUUCGAUUCGAUCGUACGCACGCUAAAUUUGAAUAAGGUCCAGGUUGAGUUUAGACCCUAACAAUGAGAAUUUUUAAUUUUUGAUUUUUAUCCGUUUAGACUAACACUGUUUUGGCUAAGCGAGCUUCAGUUGAAAAGGUUCAAAAAAGGUUUUAGCUACUCUCAAUUGAACCUUUCCAACAAUUUGUAAUCUUUGCAAAGUUAUCUUUGAAAAUAAAGAAUCUGAAAACGUUAAA